AUGGCUAAAGAAACUCCAUCUAAGCAAGCUGCUGCCGCUCUAUCUGAUUUAGAAAUCAAAGAUGCUUCUAAGAAUUUAUCUUCUACAUUAAACCCAGUUUCUGAAGAUCUUGAAGCUCAAGAAGCUGCUCUUAACAAGAGAUUAAGUGAAGCUGCUGAAAAACAUAAGCAAUACUUAUACUCUCACAGAAUUCAACGUCAUAAAUUGAAGGCCGAAGAAAAGGAAGAACCAUUAUUAACAUAUGAUAAUGAUAGACACACAUUAUUCCCAAUCAAGUAUCAUGAAAUCUGGCAAGCUUAUAAGAGAGCUGAAGCCUCUUUCUGGACUGCCGAAGAAAUUGAUCUUUCUAAGGAUUUACAUGAUUGGAAUAAUAGAAUGAAUGCAAAUGAAAGAUUUUUCAUUUCAAGAGUUUUGGCUUUCUUUGCUGCGUCUGAUGGUAUUGUUAAUGAAAAUUUAGUUGAAAAUUUCUCUGCUGAAGUUCAAAUUCCAGAAGCUAGAGCUUUCUAUGGGUUCCAAAUUAUGAUUGAAAAUAUUCAUUCUGAAACUUAUUCUUUAUUGAUUGAUACUUAUAUUAAGGAUCCAAAGGAAAGUGAAUUUUUAUUCAAUGCUAUUGAAACUAUUCCACAAAUUAAGGAAAAGGCUGAAUGGGCUUUAAGAUGGAUUAAUGAUUCUGAAUCUCCAUUUGGUGAAAGAUUGGUUGCCUUUGCUGCUAUUGAAGGUAUUUUCUUCUCUGGUUCCUUUGCUUCUAUUUUCUGGUUGAAGAAGAGAGGUUUGAUGCCAGGUUUAACUUUCUCUAAUGAAUUGAUUUGUAGAGAUGAAGGUUUACAUACUGAUUUUGCAUGUCUAUUAUUUGCUCAUUUGAAGCAUAAGAUUGAACCAAGUACUGUUGAAACCAUUAUUGUUCAAGCUGUUGAAAUUGAAAAGAGAUAUUUCUUGGAUGCUUUACCAGUUGCUUUAUUAGGUAUGAAUGCUGAUUUGAUGAACCAAUAUGUUGAAUUUGUUGCUGAUAGAUUAUUAGUUGCUUUUGGUAAUGAAAAAUACUACAAGGUUGAAAAUCCAUUUGAUUUCAUGGAAAAUAUUUCCUUAGCUGGUAAGACUAAUUUCUUUGAAAAGAGAGUUUCUGAUUAUCAAAAGGCUGGUGUUAUUGCUAAGGCUACUGAAACUGAAACUGGUGCCUUCGUCAUUUCUGAAGAUUUCUAA
This is a messenger RNA of Naumovozyma dairenensis CBS 421, 1200 nucleotides long. It is a transcript of the gene RNR2, whose product is annotated as ribonucleotide-diphosphate reductase subunit RNR2. Gene Ontology annotation, molecular function: oxidoreductase activity. The record is from RefSeq and is a predicted model, not a curated record. Gene Ontology annotation, biological process: deoxyribonucleotide biosynthetic process. The transcript has a single exon. The coding region runs from base 1 to 1200 and encodes 399 amino acids. NCBI's taxonomy places the organism in Eukaryota, Fungi, Ascomycota, Saccharomycetes, Saccharomycetales, Saccharomycetaceae.